AUGCUUUUGGCAGAGUGUCCGGAAAAGUAUCAGAGUACAUCUGGUGCUCUGCUUGUUGGCAAUCCGUGGGUGGAAACUGUGCGCCUUAAAGGCCGCAGACCGUUUUCGCAGCUCCCUGGUGCCGAGGAAGAGGUAAAAAUGAUUGGACAGAUAGUUAACACUGAGCCCCUCACUGGAAAGAAGGCCACAAAAGAUCAAGUGUUAAGCAGGCUCAACUCAGUGUCCUUAGUCCACAUUGCAGCUCAUGGUCGUAAAGAAACCGGUGAAAUUAUCUUGUCUCCUAAUCUUCCUGGUUCCGAUAGGCCCAAAGAGGAAGACUUUCUUUUGACGAGGGCAGAUGUAUUAAACACCAAAUUGCGCGCCAAGCUUGUUGUCCUGAGCUGCUGUAACAGUGGGAGAGGGGAGAUCAACUCCGAGGGCGUGGUUGGAAUUGCACGUGCCUUUCUGGGAGCCGGUGCACGUUCUGUUAUUGCUUUACUGUGGGCAAUUGACGACAAGGCCACUCUGGCGUUUAUGAAAGUCUUUUACGAACAUUUAGCGGCAGGGCAAAGCGCAAGUACGUCCCUCCACCAAGCCGUGAAAUGGAUGCGGAAGUCUAAACUUUUCAAGGCUGUGAAGCACUGGGCGCCAUUUAUGCUGAUUGGCGAUGACGUGACAUUGACUCUGGGCCAACAAAGGUGA
Messenger RNA from Porites lobata, 681 nucleotides. The record is from the annotation of a GenBank genome assembly. Lineage: Eukaryota; Metazoa; Cnidaria; Anthozoa; Scleractinia; Poritidae.